CAAAGUAAAACGUUAGACUCAAACGAUAAGCAGACAAUAUGUCAAGCUAUGAAAAAUAGCUUUGCAGAUCUAGGGGAUAUAAUUAGAGGAAGAGAUUUAUGGACUAGAAACAAUGAAAUGCAACAACUAGAAAAUAAUUUGAAAACAAUAUUUGAGAAAAUCAAAAAUAAAUCUGGAAUCUCAGGUAAAUAUGAUGACGACGGCGGAAAAUAUACAAAACUUCGAGAAGCAUGGUGGUCCCAAAACCGCGACCAAGUAUGGACUGCUAUGAAAUGUGCAAAAGACGGAAGUAACACUAUUGAAUGUGAUAAACGUAGUGGUGCUGGUUCUCCUGGUGGUUCUGGCCCUGGUCGUAGUACUGCUCCACGUCCACGUCCACGUCCUCCAGCUGGUGGCGGAGGCGGAGGUAGUCGUUUUAGUACUAGUGGUACUAUUUAUACUCGUGGUGGUACUCCUACUUAUCGU
Plasmodium gaboni is the source of this 465-nucleotide messenger RNA. Its product is annotated as putative EMP1-like protein. The record is from RefSeq and is a predicted model, not a curated record. The transcript has a single exon. Gene Ontology annotation, cellular component: membrane. Gene Ontology annotation, molecular function: host cell surface receptor binding. NCBI's taxonomy places the organism in Eukaryota, Apicomplexa, Aconoidasida, Haemosporida, Plasmodiidae. The annotation marks the transcript as partial.